Messenger RNA from Emiliania huxleyi CCMP1516, 1371 nucleotides. RefSeq lists its product as hypothetical. NCBI's taxonomy places the organism in Eukaryota, Haptophyta, Isochrysidales, Noelaerhabdaceae. The record is from RefSeq and is a predicted model, not a curated record. Gene Ontology annotation, molecular function: ATP binding; ATP hydrolysis activity; ABC-type transporter activity. The coding region runs from base 1 to 1371 and encodes 456 amino acids. The transcript is spliced from 5 exons.
AUGGGCCCGAGCGGUUGUGGCGAGACGACGCUGACGAGCUGGCACGGCGUGAAUGGCGUCUGUUUUCACACCGUCCUCUCCGGUGAACACACAGGCAAGACGACGCUGAUGGACAUCCUCGCGCGCAAGAAGGCGGCCAAGCAUUCCGGGCAAGUCUUCAUCGACGGCCGUCCCGCCGAUGACACCUGGCAGCGCGCGGUGGCCUACUGCGGGCAGGACGACACGAUGCACGCGCGCUGCACCGUGCGCGAGGAGGUGGCGAUGGCGAUGGCGCUCUCACACCCACCGCCGCGGGGCAUCGCUGCGGCCGAGGCGAGGGGGGCACGAGCGGCCAGGGAGGAGAACCUCCUCCGGCGGAUGGGGCUGCUCCACGUCGCCGACAGCCGCGUCGGCAACGCAACCGUGCGCGGUGUCUCUGGAGGCCAACGGCGGCGGCUGUCCCUCGCAAAGGCGCUGUGCGCGUCGAAAAAGGCGAUGCCCUGCCCGACGAGCGGCCUUUCCGCCACCGACGCCGCCUCAUGCAUCGCGGCGCUCAAGGCCGUCGCCCGCGAGCAGGGGGUCACCAUCGUUGUCGUCGCUCUCCUGUUCGACCAUCUCGUGCUGCUCACCGCGGACCCGGGCCGCGUGUGCUACAACGGCCCGAUGGCUGCUGCGGCGGACUAUUUCGCGCAGCUCGGGCGACCCGUGCCUUACGCCGUCAACCCGUGCGACUACUUCCUCGAUUGCAUCACGCCCGGCGGCGACGUCGCGGACGUGCCGACUUUCGUGGCCGCGUUCCGCGACUGCCAGUGGCCGAGGGUGGAGGCAGAGGUCGAGGCGGCCCUCUCAGCGACGGGAAAGACUCCGCUCGAGAUCCUGGAGCUCGAGCGCCGCUGGCGCGUCGCCGCGCUGGCGCACGAGCCGCGGACGGCGGGACUCGGGGCGGCGCGUUUCGGCGUUGGGUAUGGCACGCAGCUGGCGACUCUGCUUCGCCGGCAGGUGCGCCUGACGCUGCGCGACCCCGUCUGCAUCGGCGUCAACAUCGGAUGCAAGAUGGUCGUCGGGAUUUUGGUCGGGCUCCUCUUCUUUCGGGUUUGGAACCAACAGACCGAUUUCAUGGGCCUCUACCUCGGGGGGACGCUAGCUGACGGUGCGGGCGUCGACUUGAAGAUUAACUCAUACGUGUACGAGCAGUUGGCGGACGGGACGCGCCUCCUUUCCCUCAACGGCACUACGGACGAGGAUGCGCAUAUCGGCCGCGCGCUACACUCCACCACCUACUUCACGUACGCGCUCGUCAUUAUGGCCGGCCUGUCGGCGAUCCCGCUCCUUCCGCUCACGAUCCCAGAUCGCACCAUCAUGAAAGGCAAAAAUAGGUUUGGUUGGGGUUAA